CUUGCACUGGCUAAAUUCUAUGAGAACGAGGGUGACGAUCGACUUAUUCAUCAUGAAUCACCAAUGUUUAAUAAUACUACUAAUUGCAAACCUGCAGUUCGCAGCUCUGGUACUUCCAGGAUAUCAUCCUUGAAAGACCUGAAGAAGGAUGAACAAAGUAACAGUUCAGCUGAUGAAGGUCAACGCUUUUAUGCAGGUGGUUCCGAACACAGUGGCCAGCAGAUAGUUGGACCGCCAAAGAAAAAGAAUCUAAAUGAAAUUGUGGAUGAUCUUUUUAAAGGAGCUAAAGAACAUGGAGCAGUUCCAGUCGAUCACUGGACAGGAGAGACAAACAGAGCUAUGCCAUUCACUGGUGGUGGAUACCGUCUGGGAGCAUCAUCACAUGAACAAUCUGAAUAUGUAUCACAAGAUAAAAAACAAGAUUCUAAUCUCGAUGUUCAAAUUUUGCUGAAACUAUGGAAAAACGGUUUCAGUCUAGAUGAUGGAGAACUGCGUACCUACACAGACGCUGCAAAUGCUGAAUUUUUGGAAUCCAUUAGCAGAGGGGAGAUUCCUAUUGAGCUCCAAAAAUUGGUUCAUGGCAAUCAAGUAAGUUUGGAUAUGGAGGAUCACAGAAGUGAAGAAUAUUUGAAACACAAAUUGAAGUUCAAGGCAUUUUCUGGAGAUGGACAGAAAUUGGGAAGCCCGACUCCAACCAUCGUUAGCACGCCAUCUUCUCCUGAGGAAGAGUUCAAAUAUUUUGUUAAUAUUGUGGAUAUAAAUGACUCUGAGCCAACUACCAACAUUCAGGUUCGUCUAGCAGAUGGAAGCCGUUUGGUGCAGAAAUUCAAUCAAACUCAUCGAAUUAGUGACAUUCGCCAAUUUAUCAUUCAACACCGCCCUACUUAUGCUACUUCCUCCUUUGUAUUGAUGACCACUUUCCCAAAUAAAGAGCUGACAGAUGAAGAGCAAACUCUGCUAGAGGCCAAGCUACUUAAUGCAGUGAUUGUUCAGCGCAUGAAGUAAUUUCACCUUUGCGGGACUGUACAGGGUAGAACAAGCUUGACAAAUUUUUCAGUAUACUGAAUUUGAAUGAUGUGUGUCAUAUGGUAAAAUUGCCAUGACGCUCACCUCAAACCAACUUUGCACAGGACGGAGGUAUAAAGGGAUUGUGGACCUGCAGCAGGAGGCUAUGCUCACUUUCCUAUGAAGGGCUUAUCAGAACACUUGUCUGUACAGUAAAGGCAAACAUUUAAUAUGUACACGUCUACUCAUUCUUAAAUGGGAAAUUCUAUGUCAUAUUAGUAACUGGAAACAUUCUACAGAAGUAACUGGAGCCUUCAGAUAACUGCUACAAACUUGAAACUUUGUUUCAACAACUACUACUGUAUUUGAGCUAGAUUCACUUGAAUUUUCAAAAAAAGCUAUUUUAAAUUGUGCAUCUGGAGAUUAAAAAUGCACUAGUUAAUACAGACAUAUUUAUGCAUGAUAUGACAAUAUUGAGUAUAAUAUUGUUGAUGUUUUAUGGGAUCUGUAAGAAGUGAUCAAAAUUUAUGUACUGUUGGUAAUCUCAAUUGUGGAAUAAAACAUUGUUAAUGUGUAUGGCAUAAAAUUAUAUUAUAGUGAAUGUUGCAUUAGUUGCCACUUGCAACUGUUUCCAUGAGAUGAAUAUUACUAGCCGUGUCAGGAACGUCUUCAAUUGAUAGGUUCUUUGAAUUGGCUGCAGCAACAAUGGCUGCAUGUUUCAUUGCUUCUAGAACCAGUUAAAAGUUUACUUUGAAAUUCAAUGAUGGCUCAAGACAUUGGAGUGCCUUCUGUUUUUCAAAAAUUUGAAACAGCCUAUUUGGCUAAGUUUGAGUUAUGUGUCUGUCAUAGGAUAUAGAUGUUAGUAUUCCGUUUGUUAAUUAAUUAUCUUCUAUUGUUUUAUUGCUGGUUGUGCAAUGAUUGUGACAAAGUUAGAAAUAAAAACGGUAGGUCUGAAUACUGCUAAAUACCUAAUUUAGACACAUCGAAGAAAGGGGGAAAAGUACCCAUUGUCAACUUAACAUAAAAUUAUUGGCUGCCAAAAAUCAUUUGGUGUUCAAAACCGUAAUUAAACCCAGAGCCCAUUCGAUAAAAUGGCUGUCACUGAUAAAUAAUGUGCUCCAUUGUACUGCUGCCAAGAAGAGUUGUCCUUUUGAUCUUGGAUAUUUCUUUGCCUCAGAUUGAUGUUGCCUCAGGACAGCUUGCUAUUUUAUUUUUACAAAUGUCUUCUACUUACUUCUAAACGCUGUCAGAAAAAUCUUUUAAGCAACUAUUUUGUGCCUUUCUUCCACGUUUCCUGUAGCAAUUUCUUUAAAAUUAAGGUGAAUUUUUGCCAUCAUUUUGAGUGCAAAUUUAAAAUGCAAGAAAAUUAAUAUUAUUCAGAAUUGAUUGGCUAGCCUGGUCUUAAUCUCAUGGUACUGGUUGGGUAUGUGGAUGGCAUAGGUUUUACAAGUAUAUCAAGAAUGGCCCUCACCGCCACCUUUUUGAGGGCAAUUAGGAAUGUGCAAUAAAUACUGACCUAGUCGGCAAUCACAUCCCAUGGACAAAUAUUUUAAAAAAAACAAGAUCUUUAUAGUUGGUAAAUGUGUGUCUUGUCCUUGCUUGGUAAUUUUUCAAAUGGGUGAGUUAUCACUAAAACAAAAAGUACGGAAAAACUUUACAUUUGGCUAUUGUACAUAGCUGAAACCCUGUAGAUAACAGACUGACUUUUUAUCAAAUCUUUUAUUUUCAUACUAACCCUUCCUUUAAGUUCUUAGUAGGAACUGCAAAUGUAGCUGUAGAACACUAUCAAUAGAUAAUGAAACUCCAGCCUUCACUUAAACACGUCGAAUUUUUGUUAAAAGAAGCCUGCAUUUUGUUUGUUAAAAUGGAACUUGCAAUGAAUAUCAAAUGUAUUAGCAAUUGUAACACUUGUCAGUUUACAUUAAUUUUCACUAAAGUUUUUUGAAGACAAUGUUGCAGCUCUGAAUCAAAUUAGUCUUAACAGUUACUUUACUAACCUCAUGGAAUGUUCCUUUGCACAGCAAUUAAAUACUUUCCUGCAAACAGA
Messenger RNA from Rhincodon typus (whale shark), 3052 nucleotides. Its product is annotated as NSFL1 cofactor p47-like. Gene Ontology annotation, cellular component: cytosol; nucleus. Lineage: Eukaryota; Metazoa; Chordata; Chondrichthyes; Orectolobiformes; Rhincodontidae. The record is from RefSeq and is a predicted model, not a curated record. The transcript is spliced from 8 exons. Gene Ontology annotation, molecular function: ubiquitin binding. Bases 64 to 1005 code for a protein of 313 amino acids. Gene Ontology annotation, biological process: nuclear membrane reassembly; Golgi organization; autophagosome assembly.